This is a messenger RNA of Fusarium sp. VM40, 1029 nucleotides long. Lineage: Eukaryota; Fungi; Ascomycota; Sordariomycetes; Hypocreales; Nectriaceae. The record is from the annotation of a GenBank genome assembly.
AUGAAAGAAGCCAUCGUGUCAAGAGGCCCCAAGGUCAAGAUUAUCGACAGUCCGAUACCGAAAGCAGGACCGGGCCAAGUUGUGACCAAGAUCGUGUUUGCGGGCAGUAACCCCAAAGAUUGGAAACGACCCGAGUAUUGGGGCGCAAAAGGCACCGGUAACCAAGGCGAUGAUCACUCGGGUGUUGUGUAUGAGGUUGGCGAGGGAAUCACUGAGUUUCGACCAGGUGAUCGCGUCGCGGCGAUGCAUGAAGGGAAGCAGCCUGGGGGUAGUUAUGCUGAGUAUGGGGUAAGUUGGGCAUACACUACUUUUCGACUCCCAGAGAAUACUUCGUUUGAAGAGGGAGCUGCAAUUCCAUUCGCCGCACUUACAGCGGCCUGUGCUCUCUACGCAUGUCUUCGUCUUCCAGAGCCAUGGAUCCCAGUCUCUGACUAUCAGAGGAUCCCUCUUGUCAUAUGGGGAGCAUCUUCAGCCGUCGGCUCAUAUGCCGUCCAGCUCGCCCGCCGUUCAAACAUCCACCCUCUCAUCUGCGUCGCAGGCCGCGCGCAAGAGCACGUUGAGAAAUUAAUUGACAGAAGCAAAGGCGAUACCGUGAUAGACUACAGAAAAGGCCGCGACGCAGUCAUCAAAGAGAUCAGAGCAUCGCUCAAGGGAGAAAAGCUGGAGUAUGCCUUCGACGCAGUGUCUGAGAUGGGUUCCUACCAGACUAUCUGCGAUGUUCUGGGUCAUCAGACUGGCAAGAUCACACUUAUUAUUCCAGCGCAAAGCUAUUCGGAUAUUCCGGAGACGAUUCAGAAAUCGGUCACCACCGUGGCGAGCGUACACGAGGAUCUGAAGGACUUUGGGUAUGUGUUUACAAGAUACUUCAGCAAGGGUCUUGAAAAAGGUUGGUUCAAGGCACAGCCACAAGAGAUUGUACCAGGUGGUUUGGAAGGGGUUGAAAAGGGGUUGGUAAACUUGAAGAAUGGGACGGCUAGUGCGGUCAAGUACGUGUACAGGAUUGCUGAUACACCAGGUGUUGAGAAAUGA